This is a messenger RNA of Rotaria sordida, 843 nucleotides long. The record is from the annotation of a GenBank genome assembly. NCBI's taxonomy places the organism in Eukaryota, Metazoa, Rotifera, Eurotatoria, Philodinida, Philodinidae.
AUGAAGGCCGUUAUCUUUACUAUUGUUCAACUAUGGAUAGUUCUCUUGAUUGAUGCAAAACCUCUUAAUAUUUUGGUUUCUCGUCCUUUGCGAUAUGUAGUGAAACCCAUCGAUCGAAACGGAAUCAGUCCUGAAAAUCUAGGUAGAGCACUCAGAGAUGACAUACUUGUGCCUGGACCAAAAUCGAAUGUGAUGAAUCGUGGAGUUGCUUAUAACUUCGCAAAUAAAUGGCCCUAUGGAAUUGUGCCUUAUGACAUGUCGCCAAUUACAAAUUCAGGUGAUCGUGACAUGAUAAGAAACGCUAUGGACUGGGUAGUGUACGAUACGGGCUCGCCGAUUGCUGGCUCGGACUCACGUGCACCUUGUGUCUAUUUUCGACCACGUGAAGCUGGAGACGAGACGUUUCUUACAAUUCGAUAUGGACAAGGAUGUAAUGCACACAUGGGUUAUUGGCAAAAUUUUGGGUUAACAAUGACUUUGCAAAAGGAUAAUGAAGCGAACUGUUUCCAUAGUGGAACUAUUAAACAUGAAUUAAUACAUGUACUCGGUUUCGACCAUGAACAAAAUAGACCAGAUCGUGAUAACUAUGUUACAAUCAAUUAUGGAAAUAUAGAUUCUGAGUGGCACUAUGCUUUCGAAAAGAGUACAUGGGGAAAGACGGCAGUCGAUCUAGGAACCAGUUAUGAUUACAGCUCGAUUAUGCAUUAUGGUAGAGAUUAUUUUUCAAACAACGGUCAACCAACAAUAGUACCUAAACAAGCCAAUGCUCCGAUCGGUAGUUCUGAUGACCUUAGUCCGACAGAUAUCGUUGAAGUUCGCAGAUUCUACGGUUGUCCUGCUUAG